Molecule: messenger RNA, 1837 nt
Organism: Tachysurus vachellii
Lineage: Eukaryota; Metazoa; Chordata; Actinopteri; Siluriformes; Bagridae
Gene: polm
Product: polymerase (DNA directed), mu
Exons: 11
Coding region: 146-1648 (500 amino acids)
Biological process (GO): double-strand break repair via nonhomologous end joining
Cellular component (GO): nucleus
Molecular function (GO): DNA binding; DNA-directed DNA polymerase activity
Source: RefSeq, a predicted model, not a curated record
ACAAAGGUCGAAACGCCAUCGAAGUCACCACGCUUCACUUAACACAACCUAAUUUUCUAUCAUGAUAAGAAAGCAGUUGCUUCCUUAAUACUACUAUUACUACUUUAGUUAUGGUGACUAGCUGGAGAGCAGUGCCACACAGAUUAUGGUCCCUCUAAAACGCAAGAAAGUGACUACAGAGCCAACCGUAAGUCAUGACAAUAACGCGUGUAUAUUUCCUGAUGUUGUUAUUUGCAUCCUGGAAAGGAAGAUGGGUGCAUCCAGAAAGUCCUUCCUGACGCGUCUUGCAAGGAGUAAAGGAUUUCUGAUUCAAGAGGCUUACAGCUCUUCCAUCACUCACCUGGUGUCAGAAAACAACACUAGGGAUGAAGUUGACAAUUGGAUUAAGAAGCAGGAGAUAGAAGGAAAAACCUCAACCGAUUCAGUCAAUCUGUUGGACAUCAGUUGGUUGACUGAGAGCAUGACGAGUGGAAAUCCUGUCCCCAUUCAGGACAGACACAGGUUAAAGAUCAGCAUGAAACCCUCUGAUUUCACUCCUGCGGUUAAAAUGAAGAGUUAUGCCUGUCAGAGGAGAACUCCACUGAAGCACCACAACUUAUUCCUUACAGAUGCUCUGGAGACCCUAGCCCAGAAUGCAGAGUUCAGUGAGAAUGAAGGCAGGAGCGUAGCCUUCCGAAGGUCUGCAUCAGUCUUGAAGGCACUUCCUCAUGUUGUGCGCGCCAUGGACGAAUUGAAGGACUUGCCCUGCUUGGGUGAGCAUUCCCUGAGAGUUAUAAAGGAGAUUUUAGAAGAUGGCACAUCAAGUGAAGUGGAGUCGACUAGGCAGUCUGAGCAGUUCCAAGCCAUGAAGGCACUGACUGGUAUUUUUGGUGUCGGAGUUCGGACUGCUGAUCGGUGGUUUAGGGAAGGCCUACGGAGUCCGUUAGACCUCAUUCAUACAGGACAAAAACUGAACCAUGCACAGCAAGCAGGAGUACAGUAUUAUAAAGAUCUUAACACACCUGUCACUAAAAAGGAGGCUGUGGUCAUCAGUGACAUUGUCGAGAAGACAGUAAAAGCUGUGCUGCCUGGGGCAAUUAUUACACUUACAGGAGGAUUCAGAAGGGGUAAAGAGGUGGGCCAUGAUGUGGACUUUCUCAUCACACACCCAGAGGAGGGGGCAGAAGAAAGGCUGAUGCCCAAGAUUGUGAAUUGUUUGGAAGAUCAGGGUUUGCUGUUAUACCAGAAAACAACUGUGAAUUCUUACCUAGAGAGUAAAGACGGACCCGCUCGUCCUGCUAGCAACAUGGACCGAUUUGAGAGAUGCUUCUCUAUAUUUAAGCUUGAAGUGGAUAGUGAAACACACGCAGAAGGUUCUUUGUCUAACUCCUGCAGUACACAUCACUCAGGGUCUACAUGGAGAGCUGUUCGGGUCGAUCUUGUGGUCAGUCCUUACAGUCAGUUUGCUUUUGCUACGCUUGGCUGGACUGGAUCCAAGCUCUUUGAAAGGGAGCUGAGACGCUGGGCCGGACAAGAGAAGGCAAUGUCCUUAAGCAGUCACGCACUCUACGACAGCAAGCAACAGCGCUAUCUUCGAGCAAACUCCGAGGAGGAAAUUUUCACCCAUUUGGGCCUGGAGUAUAUUCCUCCUUCAGAGAGAAACGCAUGACACACAUCAGUCUGGCCCAGAAUUAACUUACUACCUCAUCUGAACGAUCAUGACGUAAAAAUCAUUGAUUUAUGAUUUAACUACCAAUCAUGUUCUUUAACUAAAUAGUAAAUCUGAAUAUCAUUUAUAAUGACAAAAAUCUAUGUUUGUAUUUAUUUAUCGUGACUUUCUGUAUCUUACUGGAGCUGA